AUGGACGCGUUGGUUGUCAAAGCCUCCAACGACACUCCGAAACUCGUCAAAGAGUCACUUCCGACGCCAAAGUCUGGAGACCACCAGCUUCUUGUCAAGGUAUCUCAUGUAGCUCAAAACCCGACCGAUGUCCAGUCCUUUGACGGCAAUGCUUUCGGCGACGGUGCUGUUCUCGGAUGCGAUUUUGUUGGCGUGGUUGAAGAAACAGGCCCCAACGUCACCGGAAUCACUAAAGAGACUAUCGUCGCUGGCCUGAUCUGGGGAGGCGAAACCAAGGGACUUGGGGGUUAUAGCGAGUAUACUCUUGCAGAUUCGCGGAUUUGCUUCCCGGUUCCUCCUGGUCUGGCCUCGGCAGAGGCUGCGACACUGCCUCUCGCAUCGACCACUGCCUUGCUCAGUUUGUUCUCCAAGGACUGCCCGGCCAUCGACGCUAGUGCUGCCGAAACCACCGCGGUUCUCGUUUGGGGUGGUAGUUCAAGCGUCGGCCUCUACGCCAUCCAAAUCGCGAGGCUGCAUGGGUUACAAGUCAUCACGACUUGCAGCCCGAAACAUCACGACCUCGUCAAGUCUUAUGGAGCGAAACACGUCUUUGACUACCGGGAUCCGCAAGUAGUCGACAUGAUCCGAGGUGCAGCACCUCAGCUCCGCUACGUGUUUGAUACCAUUGGGAAUGAGACUUCUUCCGGAACGGCUUCUCGAGCCAUCAGUCACCCUAAUGGCGUCCUGUGCACAGUCCGCCCUGGCAAAGCAAACACAGAAGAUGUGUCUAAGGACAUCAAAGUGACAGACGUUCUCGUCUGGACAGCUUUCCUAAAGGAGCACCGUUACGGAACUUUUUAUUGGCCACCCAACGAGGCAGACCACAGGUUGGCUUCUGAGUGGUUUAAGAAGUUACCAGAUCUCUUGUUAACUGGCGAGAUCAAGCCCAACACACCCAAGAUUUGUGAAAAGGGUUUGGAUGGGGUGUCUGAGGGAUUUGAGGAGUAUCGUCGCGGUAUCAUCUCGAACUACAAACUUGUCUACAAACUGUAG
This is a messenger RNA of Fusarium vanettenii 77-13-4, 1032 nucleotides long. RefSeq lists its product as uncharacterized. Lineage: Eukaryota; Fungi; Ascomycota; Sordariomycetes; Hypocreales; Nectriaceae. The coding region runs from base 1 to 1032 and encodes 343 amino acids. The transcript has 5 exons. The record is from RefSeq and is a predicted model, not a curated record. Gene Ontology annotation, molecular function: oxidoreductase activity, acting on NAD(P)H.